Messenger RNA from Helicoverpa armigera (cotton bollworm), 8354 nucleotides. RefSeq names its product Suppressor of Triplolethal (gene Su(Tpl)). Gene Ontology annotation, cellular component: transcription elongation factor complex. Lineage: Eukaryota; Metazoa; Arthropoda; Insecta; Lepidoptera; Noctuidae. The transcript has 15 exons. The record is from RefSeq and is a predicted model, not a curated record. Gene Ontology annotation, molecular function: cis-regulatory region sequence-specific DNA binding. Gene Ontology annotation, biological process: snRNA transcription by RNA polymerase II; positive regulation of transcription elongation by RNA polymerase II; transcription elongation by RNA polymerase II. The coding region runs from base 221 to 2218 and encodes 665 amino acids.
CAGUGCGGCCUUGCAGACUGAGAGCGCUGCCAACAAAGGCCGAGUCGAUGGGGUUACAAAAAGAUUGUUAAUUUGGACUUCUAAACCCUUUUGUUGUUGUAAUUAUAAUUUUAUAUAGGUUGUGAAUUUGUGAUUACGGUUAAGAAAAUGUGUGAAUGAUAUGAAUCGUGACGACUAGCAAAGGAGUCAGCUGGUCCACAGUGCGAAUAGUGAAUAAGAAAUGGCGGCCUUGCCAGCAGGUGUUCAGUAUGGGUUAUCAUCGGAGUCUAGUUAUAAAGAAAACAAGGAACUAGUGUUUGUGAAAUUAACGGAUUCAGCGCUGAAAGCUAUUGAAGACUUCCUUAGGAAUAAUAGGGACAGAUUGGCAAAACCUAAAAUACAGUUCCUACCCGGAAAUGAAGGGAAAAUCUCCAUUCCGGCGCCAGCCAGUGGCAAUGGCCAAUCAGGCGAGGCUACAUUUCACUUCAGCAUUAAUAGUAAUGCAGAGAUGGAGGGUCCACAGGGUUCGUUCGAGUGCGUCCGGAGUGGCGGCGCUCGAAGGUUGGAGUCGUGCGGGCCACUACCACGCAGGAUGCGUGUACAGGCCAACGACGACUCGUACGAAGCCACAAAGGACCGUAUGGCGAGAACCGUCGCCGCGGAGCAGAGUAAAUGCACCCGCGUGAUCAAACCUAACCAGACGGACAUUGGACGUCGCGUCAAAUUGCGCUCUGCGCAUCCUUACUCGGGUGUGGGGGCGACCCAGUUAUCCGAGCGGGCUGAGAGGCCCGACCGGCCCGACAGGCCCGAACGGCCCGAGAGGCCCGAACGGCCUGAGCGACCUGAGCGAGCGGAACGGCCCGAGAGGCCGGAGCGAGUGGAAAGGCCCGAACGGCCUGAUCGAGUGGAAAGGCCAGAACGGGCCGUUCCACCCGUCCCUCGCCCGCAGCCGCCGCCGGCCGCGCCGCCGCUCCCCCAGCAUCAACAGCACCAACACCCGCCCAAUCCGCACCAGCCGCAGCGGCCACCCCCUAAUCCGGAUCUCACUAAGCGGUCCCUGAAAGAAAGACUUAUACAGUUAUUAGCAUUGAAACCCUUCAAGAAGCCCGAAUUGUACUCAAGGGUUUAUAGUGAGGGUCUCAAAGACAAGGAGCGCAGUCUGAUGAACAAGAUUUUGCCUCAUAUCAGUACGCUCAAGGAUAACUGUUACCACUUACGUAGAAACAUUUGGAAUGACGUCAACGAGGACUGGCCUUUUUAUACCGAGGAGGAGAAACGUAUGCUCAAGAGGCGGAAACCUCAAAACCUAACACCACCGCUAAGCAGCGACUCUGCGAACUCAUUAUCCCCGCGAGCGUCGCCGAGCGCCGGCAAGCGGCCCAGCAGCGCCAGCGGGGUCAGUGCGGCCAGCGCUGCUAAUGCGGCCAGUGCAGCCCCCGGCGCGGCCGCCGCGGCCAGCGUGGCCGUGCUACCCGCGCUGGCGGACGAGCCGCCGGCCGCCAAGAAGCAGCGCAUCUCGCACUACCGCCGCGCCUCCCCGCCCUCCUCAGGGUACGCCACCACCUCCUCCGGCGAGCGACAAGCCUCCGAUAACGAGGAUGAGCGGACCACUGUUAAAAAGGACAAUGGUUAUACCCUCAAUUAUAAUACUGUAAAGGAUCUCUGCCCCAGUCCUGUGAAGGCGAAUGGUUUUAGAAGUAGUCCCCCAGUAGAGCAAACUAAUAUCACAGAAAAAGACAUCACAAAUAAUGAACCCUUAGAAAAUACAGAAUUAGCGCCUGUCCAUGAUGAGAAUAUGACUGAUUUGGAAGAGAUUGAAAGAUCAUCAAGGAUUUCAAGGCAAUAUCCGCCUAUAACUAGUUCUAACAUUCGGCGGGCGUACAAGAACGAGUUUGCUGAGCUGUACACCGAGUACCGGGCUCUGUAUAACCGCGUGGCGCAAGUGGCGGCGCUGUUUACAAGGCUCGAAGCUGAACUUAAUCGUGCCCAGCCGCUGUCGCCGCAUCAUCAGAGUAUAGAGCAGCGCAUCGUGGACGAGUACCGGCGCGUGAACAACGACCCGGCGUACAAGCAGCAGCGGCGGCGCGUCAACUACCUGCACCGCAAGCUCACUCACAUCAAGCGUAUGGUUUAUCAGUAUGAUCAACUGUCUGUAACGCAUUUAAAGGACUACGGAAACAUACCACGAAACUUAAAACCAGAUCGUGUUUCGACCGCGAGCACAACGCAAGCGUACUGACACUCGAGUUUCUCGCCGCCCGCCGCUCGCUGCCUUUAGUACCGACGUAUAACUAACACGCCUACACAAAACAUCUCAACAGGUCAUAGACAUUUGUAUUAUAAGAUCUAUAGUUUUUAUACGAGUCAGUGUCUCCCGUUUAGUGACAGAGUUAAGCUUUUUAUAUAUAUAACGUUAGGCCUUCUAUGUACUCUUAACGGUCAUGUUAAAGCGCUGACUGCUAAACGUUUUAUCACAAGGAUUUUGAAUAGCGAUGUUGCCUUAUGAUAUUUGCUGGAGACGAUAAUCUGUGAUCGAUGUAUGGUACCUUCUUAUUCUGAUAUGCAGUAUAUGAAAACAUCAUCAAUUAAAAUAGUGUUCAGGACUUGUUCCAACUGCAUUGGUUCCUUCGAUCAUAAGUCCUUAUUGAUAAGGAUGCGAUUAUCGUCUCUCAAAAAUGUUCUGAGGCCGUAUAUCGAUGAUUUGUAUGUAGUUCUUGUCUUGUGGCAGGUUUUCUACUGUUGAGUAUCUUAUUAAAAUUGACUUUUUAUUUUUUUAUCGGGUGAGCAUGAAUGUGCAUUUUGGAAUCCAGUCUCUGAGAAGAGUGAGAUUCAAAAUGUUAUUUAUCUUCGUGUACACCCUAAGAGCGUUUCUUCAAUUAGUUGAAUCUUAAUAAUUAUUUUCGUUUGACGUUUCUGCAAACGAGGAAAAAACUCCAAUAAAUAUGUAUGAUUCAUGCCAAUCAACAAUUUGUUGUCAUUGGAAUACUAAACGUCUAACAAAUGACCUCUACGCGGGACGAAAAUGAAAGUAAGCGUUUCGUUCUCUGAUUGAAUAAACGCCUGUUAAUGAACUUGUAGUUUGAGUUAUAUGUUUUGUAUUAGUGCAUCACUGAUGCAUACGGUAGCCUGCCAACUUGGCAAGACAAACACUAGUUGUGACCACACAUGGUUAAGGUAAUUAUUGUUCUGUUUUUAGUCAUUCUCAUUGUAGUUAAUAAAUACAAAAUAUUAAGUUACAUAAUAGUAUAUUAAGUUUCAUUGUUCUUCCAUUAAUUUUAACAGAGCGAUACCUUGACCAUCUGAUUAAACAGAGCGAUAUUCGCUGUAACUGAUGUGAGUUCCCAUACUGAAUAAAUCUUAUUCAAUACUUUGUAAUACAACAUGUAUCAUAAUUAUUCUUCUUUUCGGACCUAACAUUGUUUCUCGCUUUUGUAACGAAGUGCAAAUUUUAUCAGAUUUUUACUUAGUUUUAAACAGAAGAGAAACAAAUAAGGUCUCCUAUAACUACUGUCCUUAUUUGCCAUUGUCAUUGAUUCUAUUUUGACAAUUGCAACCUUACUCCGUCGUCAAUCGAAUGGCGUGAAUCUAUUCCCCAUAUCGAAGACUUAACUGGUUGAUUUUUAUAUUGUAAAUAGCAUAUUAUGUAUAUUAAAAUUUAAAUUAUCAAGUAUAUAAUAGUCCAAUUAGAUAUAUGUUCGUCCACAUUUAAUUCCAGUCGAAAAUUAUUGCCGUCUAAUGUUAUUGUUGUCCAAAUGAAUUUUGCUUAUACUGUAUGCUGAAUUAUUUUACUAUUUCUCUUGUAACAAGGUCAAAGUGUAAAUAAUUUUAUGUCGCAGAGAAUGACGCCGUACUGAGCGACAAUUCGUAGAAGUCAAUUUGAUCGACUAUUGGCCUUCAAUAACAAUUAUAUUGCCCUUUUUAUCUAUACUAAUUAGCCCAAUAUCGUCCCUUUCGCUUCUAAACAAUCCAUCCAUAUUUUAAUGUUGGACGUUCAUUUUAUUUUAUUUGUCUUGCCCGGCUUGCAUGUUGUACAUAGUAGUAUCUUAUAAAAGAAAUUUAUUCACGUUCUUGUUAAAUUUUGUUAUGACUAGUGUAAUAAUUCAGGUUUAUUUUCAAUAUUAUAUAUCAUAUUUAUUAAAGUUUGGCUGUGUCGUGUUAUUGCCGCGUAAAGAUCUUGUAAAUAUUGUAUGGCUUUAAACUAACUCAUCGAAUGUCACAAAGUAAACUCUUCCAAGAGUGAUGGCUAAUGUUUUAGAACAGGUUCGGGGAUCACACGACAGAGUUCCAAUUGCAUAAUGAGGUUAUAGUGUUUGCCAAAUUCGCGGAAUAAACGUUUAUUUUCUAUUGCCAAACAUAACGUCUCGAAAGAUAGCAACAACCGGCCAGUGUUGGACAUCCACUAGAAAUAAGAAAUUUAUCUGGUCCUUUUCGGAAAUACCCUCCAGAUCACAAUAAAGUUCUUAGUAAUUUUAGUAUACAUUACAUUCGGGCCAGUCGACAGACAUCGGCCAACCUUGAGUACUUACACAAUCUGAGGCAAGUUCCAUGAUGCAAGUGAACAUAUAAUACCUGAGUUCAGUCCCUGGUCCAAUGUGUGGGAAGCCGUCUUGCAUAUUAUGUCCUGAAACUAACGUCCAUAUUUGAAAUGAUUUAGCGUUAAGUGAUUCUGAUUUUUAUCUUUGAAAGCAAAGUCAGUUGUGCAAGUCCAUUACAUAAAUUCCAAAUGCAAUUUGUUAAAGUCAACUUAAUACGGCAUAAGCGUCCUUAAAUUUGAUGUCAUUGUAAAGUUAAUUUUCACCUAAUGUAUACUUCUUUGUUGUUAUAUGCGUAUUAUAUAGUAUAUCGCGAACAUUGCGUAGGUUUACGAAACCUUGUUAAAGGAUAAAGUUACUUCUGUUAGUUUUUUGUCAAUUAAAGUGUCAAAUCGGCAUUAGAAUUUCUUUUCAUUACAUCGUCAAUUGUUUUAUGUAUAUAACAGGAACAGUAGAUUUUCAUUAGUGAUGUGAAGUUAUUUGGUCAAUUCAAACGUAAGUGCCCUUGUGUUGCUCAUGAUAAUAGUUUGUGGUUUAUUAUCGCUUUUUACUCAUUAUAAUGCUCAAUAUUGUGGUCAUGAUAUUAGAUGAUUAAAUUUCGCUUUGGGUUUUAAUUUAUUUCUGUUAUUUAUUUUAAUCAAAAAUCACUCAUAAUAAUUUUUCGUCGUUGACAGUCACCAUAACAGUAUAUUUGUUACGAAACGUUAUUACAAUAAAAUGGCCUUCAAUGUAUAGUAUUUAUUAGUAUUUACAAUUCAAUGAAAUCGUAUAGUUAUCGAAUUAAACAUUUAUCACGUGUCGUAUUGUUAAUAGAAAUCAGCAACAGAAUGUAUUAUACAAAAGAGUUUAUUUCGUAUUUUAGCAUAGUGUUUGUUGUUGUAAUAAUAGUUUUCAACAAAAGCACUGUUCGUGACUGUUGGAGGUUAUUGGCAAGAUAUUUGUGCGGGAAUUGCUUAUCUCUCGUGUAGACGCAGUGACCUUUACAGGUUACAGACGACCUCUCGCCGAUAGCGACACUUUCAGACGUCAACUGUUUUCAUUAUUCAUAAGCCAAUUCCUGCAUUAGUAAACACCUAAUCUUUAAAAUUUUGCUUGCCUCUAAACGUCAUUUAUUACAAGUUGAAUAAUAAACAAAACUCAAUUGAAAUCGAUAGAAACAAACAGUUUAAAAUGUUAUUGUUACCACUAGUUUAAGCACUGUCGAUUGUUUUAUUAUAAUAAUUCGUAAUAACUAUUGAAUAUAACAUGCAUUAUAUUAAUUGAAUCAUUCGUUUAUUGAUACUUAGUAGAUUUCUUCUGUUAAUAUUUUUCGGGGAGGUUGUUGAUUAUUGAAGUGGAUAUUGUGAAAAAUGCAUUCCAUUUGUCAAAACCGUUGAUUUAGCACUGUUCAUCGGCGCACCUAGUACAUGGAUAGCGAUAAAAGAAUGUGAAUACUAUAUUUUUACAGGCAAUAAAAUGCAUAGGAGAUACGCAGUCGUAAUUCCGUUUUGGAUUCAAUAUGACACUACUGAAUAGAUCCCGUAUUACUGAACGCGUUGUGUCAUAUUGACGUCUGCAUAACGUAGAUUAGACCAAUAUUUACAAAUCCCAGACCAUUUAAAAUAAGAUAUCCCUUUCUAACGUAUUACAAUAUAAUAUCUAAUUAUACUGUCACAAAGGGAGUAAUAAAAUGUCAAAUGUUGCUCGAUUGUUACCGAUUAAGUUAUUAUAAAGUUGGACAGAAAUAUUUGUAUUUUGUCAUGUUUAUACAAAGGAAAAAAAUAUCUCAAUAUAAUAUCAUAGUCCAUUGUACAGAGUAGAAGAUAUUUAGUAUCUAGUGAGGUCAUCUUCUUCUUAAAUCCUAGUUAGUGAUAUAUUAGGAGUACUAAUUCCCAAAUAUGUAUCAUUUUUUGUCGCAUGACAAAUGCGCCACAAUAUUUGUCUACUACGUUACUUUCGUUUACGUCUGGAUCGCAUCUACCUAUGAAACUUCAAAUCAGGUUGUGUUAACCCCAUGUUUCAACCGUAACAAUGAAUGUGGCCUAUUUUAUUUAAUUCAGUAAUAUUAUGUAUGUUAUCAAGUGGCAUUUUUGUCAUGUGCAAACUUAAAUAUGUUAUAUUACUUAACAUAGCUGAUAUUAUAGCGGCUUAAGGCGGGCGUUACAUACAUGAUGAUCCUUACCUUACUUUAAUUUUUAGAUAUAGAUCUUUGAGUUUGCGUAUUCUGAUCAAAUGUUAUUGUAAAUUUGCUGUACAGUAAUCAGAGGUCGGCCGCCGCCGCGAGCCCGGGCUCGACAUCAUCUCGCAAGACUGUCGAUUCACCGAACAAUUUGAAUAUUAUGUAUUAUGUCAAAUGUAAAUAGAGUACGAAUUAGACAUUUAGACAUGUUAAGGGAUGUAAUCUUAGUGUUUUAUUUUUAUUAAUUGCUAUAAAAUGUAUAUGACGGGGAAAUUAUUAUAUGAAUAUAGAAUGAUGGUUAUGGUUGGUGCGAACCUUACGCGCGGCGGCGGCCCCAGCGCUGACUGCGCGAUGAAACAAUGCUGCGAUAUUCCUUGUGCCCCUCGAAAUAUCAGUGCAUUAUAUAUGAGUCAAGAUGUAUAGACGAUGCGGUAGUGUUAAUGUGUAUAGAUACGUUUAUACAAAGCUCGAGUCGGGCGGACGAGAGAUACAGACUUGCCAGCCGGUUCGAGCGAACGACGACUAGCUAUGAAUCCUGACAUCGGCUCACGUUAAUUAGCUUAUAAAUAUUUCAUCAAAAUAUAAAAUACACAAAAAAAAUGGAUAUAAAUUUCUCGACCAAGUACUGGUUGUUUUUAAAUUAUUAAAAUGUAAAAAAAAAUUAGAAUAUAAACAAAGUAUAGGUACAAUUUAUGAAUUAUACUUUUCUUUUCGGCAUUUCAUGUAACAGUGGAAGAGACCUAGCUUUUUUGCUACACCGAAAUAUUUUGUGUAAGUUCGCAACCCAUGUUCACUAAGAACAUCCAAGCACACUUGUUGAAGCAACCUUACACAAUGUCGAAUGUUUCUAUAUAUUUUGUGAUUUCUUUUGCUCAUUGUCCUCUUCCAUUGCUUUUUUUUGUUUGUCAACUGUCUAAGUGUAUAAUAUGAUUUUGUUAAGGCAGGGUAAUGCAGAAAUGUGAAGAGGUACUUUUUUAAUUUGAAUUGAUUGCGGAUUUGUUUGAAUGUUUUAAAUUGAGUUACUUUAUCCAUUCAAUGGAAUUUGUAUUGUUAUGAAAGGAGCCAGAGUUUGUUGUUUUUUUUUUUUAAUUAAGUCAAUUUGAAUUUCGAUUUAAUGAGGCAGCAGAUUAGUUUAUUAUAACUGUCAAGUUACCACAGAAACAAUAGUCAGAUAUAGGCUCUCUUUGGCGUUGCCCUAAAUAGUUUUGAAAACUUUGGCAGUGCGCGGACGCUAGCCGUUCGCAGUGCUUAUAUGGAAGUUUGAUAGGUAGUCAGUAUUAGAUCAUGCAAUACAUGAGCUGAAGAGAGGUUGUGAAGAGUAUCGUUAUAAAAGGUACCUAUUCAAAAUCUGGACAAACAGACUAACUUAUGUUAUACGACAGAUAGUGUUGCUGCAAUGUGCAUUUAUGCCAUCUUCACUUUAAUUUGAAUAAUGGGAUCAGUGCCAAACUUUCUCCUUCUUAUUUAGCUCAAAACGAUGCAAUUGUUAGCAUGCUUGAUGAAACAGCUAAGUAAUUGUUUAGUUAGUCUGCCAUUUUGUGAAUAUUUUGUUUUGAUAGUAAUAUGUAAAUCUUUUAUAAUAUAUUUGUUUACAAUAAAUAAAUGACAACAUUAUAAAUAAAUGAAAUUGUAUUUUCCAUUUAAACUGAUGAAAAAAAAAAUAUAAAAAGAAUAAUAUGCAAUGA